AUGAAGAAGGAAAGAAAGAAUAAAAGGAAGAAAAAGAGUAAAAAUAGAAAACGUCACAGAAGAGCUCCUCAAAUACGUGAUCCGGCAACUUUGGAAGAACAACUCCCUGAUCAUGUGGACGACGAGGCAGAUGGUCCACAUGAAUAUACGUUAGUAAAGGAACGCAAACCUCGUUCUACGCCUAAAGAAAGGUGGAAAAAACGAGGUGGUAGUCGUCGCCGCAUGAUUAUUGAUAUUCAUUUAGAAGUCAUAAACGAAUGUCAAAAAGGGACCCUGAAUUCGACGAAAGAAGACUUUUUUGAAAUUUUGGUUCAAGAAUUCAUGGGAAGUGAAUUCAUAAAAGAAAAAAAGGUUCCAAGUUUAGAUUCCGGGUUUAGGGAAGAACACUCUAUUCCUAAGGAACAGGUUCGACGUUCAGAUUCCGGCUUUAGCGAGGAACACUUUAUUCCUGAGGAACGUGUUCCAUGUUCAGAUUGCGGGUUUAGGGAAGGAAAACUUUGUUUCUAUCGAAGAUAUUCCGAAGGAAAAUAUUCAUAUGGAAGGAGUUCCUAA
Messenger RNA from Plasmodium coatneyi, 552 nucleotides. Its product is annotated as SICA antigen. The transcript is spliced from 2 exons. Lineage: Eukaryota; Apicomplexa; Aconoidasida; Haemosporida; Plasmodiidae. The record is from RefSeq and is a predicted model, not a curated record. Bases 1 to 552 code for a protein of 183 amino acids.